Xylona heveae TC161 is the source of this 2021-nucleotide messenger RNA. Its product is annotated as acid phosphatase/Vanadium-dependent haloperoxidase. The transcript has 4 exons. Bases 362 to 1579 code for a protein of 405 amino acids. The record is from RefSeq and is a predicted model, not a curated record. Gene Ontology annotation, molecular function: phosphatidate phosphatase activity. Gene Ontology annotation, biological process: phospholipid metabolic process. NCBI's taxonomy places the organism in Eukaryota, Fungi, Ascomycota, Xylonomycetes, Xylonales, Xylonaceae.
CAUGAAUCCUGUUAGAAACGUUAUGUUAGGAUGAUGAUGUUUUUUGCUUGGCAUCACGCUUCUUUUGUGUGACGACGUUAUUCUUCCUCGCUUCUCUGGAUAUUUGAACUUCUCCAACUCUCCAUACCUUUCGAAUCGUGAUUCUUCUUCUCCUUAGACUGCCCACCUUUUGACACCACUCUCCCUCCAGCUUGACUCCUUUGCCCAAAGGACACGGCCUUGUCGCCGCGGUGCUGUCCUGUCGCGUCCACUUUGAUUCCAUUUUUUUAAUAGUACCUCCGCAUAAUUUAGAGUUCAUUCUUCAUCCUCUUCAUCGUUUGACGCCGACAUCUCACCUCCCCUGCGUCAAGUUACCGGCAUCAUGGGUUUCUUCUCACGUCGCAACGAGACUGCUGCUGCCAACGGCACUACCGCAGCACCUGUUGAUGGCCAUCAUCAUAAUCAUCAUACUGGCAAACACGCGGCAACCACAAAUGAUUAUGGUGACCCGAGCGUCCUGAACAGCCGCCCUCCGUUUGGCCAGUGGCUCAAGGCAACAUGGCUGGACAUUAUUACCAUGGUCUGCAUGGGCGCCAUUGGUCUUGGUGUCUAUGAAGCACACCCUGCCCCGACUCGCUCGUUCCCGGUCUAUUUUCAGGACGGCGAGGUUGUCUAUCCCGAGUUUGCCUACCCUCUGCGCAAGGAGAUUGUCCCCAUCUGGGCUGCUGCCAUGCUUGGUGCUCUUGUGCCCAUCUUUAUUAUCCUUUGCAUGCAGAUCCGCAUCCGCUCCUUCUGGGAUACAAAUAACGCCAUCAUUGGGCUCCUCUACUCGCUCAUCACCGCCGCUGUCUUCCAGGUCUUCCUGAAAUGGCUCAUCGGAGGCCUACGUCCCCACUUUCUUGAUGUCUGCAAACCCGCAUUGCCUGUGGGCCAGCCGCCGUCAGGAAAUGGAUUUGCCAGCAUCAUGUACGACCGCAGCAUCUGCACGGGCGACACAAAUCAGAUUGACGACUCCCUUGAAUCUUUUCCCUCUGGUCACUCGACCGCUGCCUUUGCCGGCUUUGUGUUUUUGUAUCUUUACCUCAACGCCAAGCUCAAGGUCUUUUCCAACUACCACCCUGCCAUGUGGAAGAUGAUUGCCAUUUACGCUCCGAUUCUCGGUGCCACUCUUAUUGCUGGCGCCUUGACCAUUGAUGAAUUCCACAACUGGUACGAUGUCGUCGCCGGUGCCGUCAUUGGAACCGUCAUGGCCUUUUCCGCUUACCGCAUGGUCUACGCUUCCGUCUGGGACUUUCGAUUCAACCAUAUCCCUCUCACCCGACACUUGCCAUUCAGCUACGGCGCCGGCGCGCCCGGCGCAGGUGGUUUCCACACGGCCAUGUUCACUCGCAAGGCUGGCUGGGGCCACCCUGACGGUGCCAUUGGCGGCGCACCCUUCGACACUGCCGCUGGGACCAUGGGCACCGGCGCAGCGGCCGGAACCCACUCUGGUGCAGGCCACCUCGGCGGGUUCGGCCACCACAAUCACCACGGCCAUGGCCUCGGCCACAGGGAAAGCAUUUCCAGACGUCCUGUCGCUGGCACUGAGCAAAUGGUCUAGUUGCAUGACUAGUGAUCAUAUCGUAUUCCCCAAAUCCUCAUCCUUACUUACCAUCCUCUUUUGAAAGACUUCAAUAAUACCGGUGCAUACAUAAUUUUUCUUCCCCCUUUGGUCCUCUUGCACUCGAUACCUUGUUUCCAAUGCUCCUCUAUUAGUUGUCAAGCAUGCAUCAUUUUGUCGCUAAGGCGCACCGCUUGCAUUUUCUAUUUUCUCAUUUCUGCAUUCUGUGGGAGGACGGGAUGACUCAAUUACCUUUUUUCUUUAGCCGGGGGAAAUGUGGUUUGGAUUGGCGUUUCGACUAUUACUAUUGUCCUCAAGCAUAAGCAUAGGCAUAAGCAGAGCAUAAUCAUAUCUUAAUUAUUCAUCAUCAUCUUCUAUCAAACCAGUCAGAGUCAUAUGCAGUGUGAAAUGACAAUUUCCCAGGUACCUGAAUCCGGCUCUG